Messenger RNA from Pseudopodoces humilis (Tibetan ground-tit), 428 nucleotides. It is a transcript of the gene CTXN1, whose product is annotated as cortexin 1. Lineage: Eukaryota; Metazoa; Chordata; Aves; Passeriformes; Paridae. The record is from RefSeq and is a predicted model, not a curated record.
CCUGUCCCUGCUCCUGUCCCCACGCAGCCGCAGCCAGGAGCUCUGGGCCGGGCCAGGAGCCGAUCCCGAGGGGUUGGCCAUGGAAUAGGCGCUUUUCCAGGUGCCCGGGCACAGCGGGAGGCUGAGGUUGGCCGCCCCGAAGGCGCCGUGCCCUGGAGCCCCCGGCCUCUGCCAUGAAUGAUGCAUCCACCAUGGAUUAUGAACUGCUCUCGCCAUCCCUGGUGGAGCACCCCGCGGGCUCCGCGGGCAUGGAUGCCGAGCAGAAAACUGUCUUCGCCUUCGUCAUCUUCCUGCUGGUGUUCCUGGUGAUGCUGAUGGUGCGCUGCUUCCGCAUCCUGCUGGACCCCUACAGCCGCAUGCCCGCCUCCUCCUGGACGGACCACAAGGAGGGCUUGGAGCGGGGCCAGUUCGAUUACGCCCUGGUGUGA